Molecule: messenger RNA, 18170 nt
Organism: Xyrichtys novacula (pearly razorfish)
Lineage: Eukaryota; Metazoa; Chordata; Actinopteri; Labriformes; Labridae
Source: the annotation of a GenBank genome assembly
GGGACAUUUCAUCAGCGACAACCACCACAGCAACAACAGCAUCUUCACCCUAUUCUCUGCUGUCCUCAACCUGAAAAUACUUAAGGUACGCUCUCUCUCUUUAAUUAAUUAAUUGAUUUAAAAAAUAAUUACGGUUAAUUUCGAAAUUACAUGUUUCCCCACAUGUGUGUUCGUGAGACUCUUACCUGCUCGGAAAAGUAAGACUGAUGCAAUCCUUCCUCGAGUGUUAUCAGUUUUAUUGGCGCAAUAACGCUGAAGUACGACUCAAUGCUCAUCACUUGACUGAAUGUUUUUAUGGUUUUGAAAAAAAUAAAAAUGUUUCUACCUGAAUGUCAACAUAGUUUUAAAGUUAAGUCACAUUUACGGUUUGUUUUUACGGCGCAAUGUCUCAUUUGAGCGGGGAAUCGGUGAACAGACGUACUAACGGCAGUUUACUGUGUUCAGUAAAAACAAAGUAAAGUAGAUAAAAGACAACUGAUGUGGCGGGACGGUAAAAUGAGUGUUAAUGUGUUAUUUUAACCCGACUCUUUACUAUUUGUCGGUGACUUCAUUCAUUGUUUGGGUUCCGGCGGUUAGCACACCUCGCUAGUAGUAGAUAGGGCGUGCUACUCCGAGUGUUGUGUCGUUCGCGAACGAUGCGUUCAAAAGAACAGAAUAUUUUAAGUGAACGCACUGAACCGAAUCACUUCCUCGAGUGAUUUGUUCAUUUCUCACCUCAGUUGAGCUGAAGUGAGAAACAGUAUUGCCAGUCCAGCAGCCGGCAAACGAGGGAUCGCAUGCACUGGCGUCUGAAUCACAUGGUAAAUAAAUCAUGCAUUGAACUAUAUAUCUGGGAUCAUUUUUGCCAGACAAAACUACUUUUUUUAGUGUUAAACUUGCAUACAAUAGGACACAGCAUAUAACAAGUAGUGCAUAAAAUCCGCAACAUCCUAUCAUUGCAGCUGUUUGCGAGGAAACGGCUCAUGUUCAGUGAACGAAUCACUCACUGAGCCCAGUUUAUCGAGCAGACCUGAUAAAUAGCAUACCAUAGGACAGCACACUUAAACAUCAUGAUUUAUAAACAAGAUCUUUUUUACAAACCCGUUUGCCAAAGCAGCACAACCAAACACUCUCGUCUCCCGGUCAGCAAAGCUAUCAAUUGAGCCGAAUCCUGAACCGUUCAGCUGUGUAUCAGUUCAGUAAGUCGGAGUCGCAGGCUUUUCCAGCUAAUUGAUUCGGUGAUUUGGUGAACGAAUCCUUUUAGUGAACUGAUUCUAGUGAUUCAGUACAUCAAAAAGAACUGCCAUGCCCAUCUCUUGCUACUACGCUUUAACUGGAAUGCUGCAUUUAAAGACCCGUGAUUAUCGAAAAUCCAAUGCGCGUUUUCUUGUACUGUAAAUAUAUCCCCGUAUGUUCACUCAUGCAAUUUAGAAAAGGUGAAAGUACUUAAAUUUUAUCAUUGCGCAAUAUUCUUUUCCUCAAUUUAAUUUUCUAACGAUGAAGAUGAGAACUAAUAGGACGGAGCACCUUUACAUGUAAGGUAAUUAUGAGGUUUCCGUGAUUUUCUGAAAGCAACAUGGAAAGACACGAGAGCCACGUAGCUAGCUGGUGUUUCCAUCCGUGACAGAUGGUUUAUUUUCCUGAUGGACAGCUGAACCGUUUGCUUGGCUUUAACUGUAAGUAACUCUAUUUAUAAAUGUCCGCUGAUUUACUUAUUAUAGCAGCUCUGUAUCCGGAUCCAAAUGCCAGAUAAAAAAUGUGCGAUCCUUCCGGGUAAUCUUCUCCUCUGCCAUGCUGUCUGAUGUUCUUCAGGGUGCUGCCAUGCUUCUGUUGCAUCAGCCGGUUAAAUCCGCUACAGCUACAGAAAAAAACCCACAUACUGAUAGUUAGAUUGAGGCGAUGAAGACAAGAGUAGAGAGGUGGGUUAUGUAGACAACUGUCAUUAAAAAACACAUGAUCUCUAAACACGCCAUCCUUAAAAAACUGCGUCUGUUUAUGUCGUUAAUCUCUGUUAAAAUGAGCAAAAACGUGGUAUUACCACCUUAAAAAACACAAUUUUAGGUGGUAAAAUUCAUUGUUGUGUUUACUGUUACUAACCUGUAAUGAAUUAGCUGUAUAAAUAAUUUGAUACCAAUUCCUCACUAAUGUUAAAAUAAAUGUAAAUCAAUCAAAUAUGCAAUUUCAAUGUAAAACUGUGAGCAGAGGAGUUAUUAUUCUAACUUUGCUUGUUGUCAUUAUUUUACAUAAUACGUGAAAUAAUAAUCAUUAUAAUAUUAGAAGCAGAACAAGAACCGAUAGUCAGUGUAUAAGAAAAACUAUUAAUCCCUGAAGGAAAAUUCAAUUGUCUGUUGUCUCCAAAAGUUAUUUACUGUUUACACAAGAGUGAUAAAGUCUGAUGGCUGUUGGUACACAAGAUCUUCUGAAUCUUCAUCGAAACUUUAAGCAUGAUUCCCUGAACACUUAGUUUUUGUUGUCACAGGUUUAUUGUGCAGUAAUUCUCAUCUUUACUGUGCUUACUGCUUUACAUGCAAACUAUUUUACUAUUUCGUGUCGUAUAUAGUGUACACACUUGUAGAUUAUAAUGAUAUAAAUAAUGACUUAUUGUAGUUGUUUUAUCUCUUUCUUUUUUUUUACUGUGACAAAAAGCAAUUUUCCUCCAGGGGUUUAUUAAAGUAUUUCUGAUUCUUGCUCUUGAGAUGACUCAUUGCAUCUUAUUAGAAGCUCCCGUUUCAAAUGAAAUACCUAAAGCUAAUGAGGAAGACUGUGGUGGGUACAUCAACAGGAUGGGUGUGCACCAUGCGCUUACCGUCAUGGGUCUACAUCAGAGAGUAGCUGGCAGAUUUGGUAAAUGAUGGUGGUAAAUUUCUCUUGGGAUGCCUUGUUUCUAAUUAAUGCAGAGUUAAUUAAAUUUUUAGGAGGAAACAGGUUGGAAAAAAAAGGUUCCCCUGUCUUUGUUCUGUAAACUUUUGCGACCUCUUUAGGGUAGAUUUGUUGUCACAUCCAGACAUGUGAGGGCGUCCAGCUGACGGCUUAUCCUUCUAUCUGUCAUGUGUAGAUUUUGUACUUCUGUGCAUAUUAAUGCUGUUGGCGUUCGCCCUGGGAAAGCGACCAGAUUGUUGGUUUUUCACAUUCCAUCUCACAGUAGGAGCAGCUUUUGGCAGUGGAGCUGGUUUUCAGCCAGGUGACUGAAAGGGUUAUUAGGUUCAGUGUCAGUGGUCAGUCGGUCCGCACAUACUCUCCCAUGAGUUUUCAUGCAUGUAUACAGUUUUUUUAACGGAAUUACAGCAUACCUCAUAUAUGCAAACAUACACCUGCGGCUCAAAAGACCCCCCUGUUCUUAACUUCAAACACCCGAAGAAAAAAAAAACAUUGUGUGCGUUUGAAGGCUGAAGAAUUGUUCUGCGCCUCUGAGCAGUCGGCCAUGAUAUGGCGUACUCUUGCAGGGUUAUGCAAGGUCACAUUUACUCCUCGAUGAAUGCUUAGCCCUGCAGGGUACUGGACAAGUUGUUCCCUUUGUUCAGCUGUUAGUCCCCCAAUCAAACGUCUUUGUUGAUAUCGCUCAGUUAGUUCAGGAUAUGCAGAAGUGGGCUUUUGUUUCAACCUUACAUCCAUACUACACAUUUAUUAAAUGGUAGGUGCUCAUAAUUUACAUGUUAUACAUUUAAAAAUAGUACGUCUGAAUUGUGUGAUUAAAGCUUAGGGUGCUUGGAUUACAAAACACUUCCUACAUUUCUACACAGUAUAUAAUACCCGGUCUAUUAAUACGACCAUGUAAAGGUGCCAGUCAAAACAAAGCCAUGUGUUGUUUACACUGAUGGAACAAGGAGCUGUUAAAAAAAAAGGCCACAAUGAGGUUAGCAGGUUUGUUACUUCAACCAGUAAUCCUCUUAAGAGUCUGUGGCACCAGUUGCUGUACUGUUAAGUGAGAUUGCUAACAGAACUAUUAUCCCUGAAUCCUGCUAUAACCGGACCGACGCUGGCCCAUGUGAUGGUUCAGUCCGAACCGUUGAGAAAUGGAUCAAUGUGACAAGAAAAGAGAAGAAGCAGAAGUUAACAACGCAAUUUCUUUACAAGUGAAAAUGCUGCGUUUCCACGUAACUGGAGGUAAAUCGCAGCAGGAAGCGCACCAGAUUGGUGAGGCACAUCUCUGUGCAAACCUGGCAUAAACCUGCCCCACUUACGCAAACGGGCACCCUCGUGAAAACCACAAGGAAAAGAUUAGCAACAAGCCGAGGAGACGGAGGCAUGGAGUAGGGUAAAAGGGGGUCUUGAGGAGAUUAAAUGAGGCUAACGCUGAGUGAGGUCAUACAGAAAGCAGGUCUGCAUCUCCUUAACCUGAAAGGUGUCACAACCUGAAAUUUCCCCACUGUGAGAUGAGUAAAAGUUGAUCUCUCUUUAGGAAACUUCAUCUCUGUGUGUUUCUCAGCUUUUGAGAGUGUUCACAGUUCCGUUUCAGCCCUUUUGUCCCGCCGUGCGUAUGUAUGAGGCGUUCCAGUGAGGAUAUCACAAGCAGCUGGGCACAGUAGUUUAGUAAGAACUGUUUAUUCACACAACAUCGACACCCUCAGAUCUCAGUUCCUGGUGUGCAAAUGGAAAAUGCAACUGGAAUGUCACACCAAGCGGGGAGUGGGAGCGUAUCCCCGUGUACCCGUUUCCCAUCAGUCUUCAGAGGGCUGGGUGUUUAUUAUUGGGUGCUCUCUCUGUUUUUAUUUCAUUGUUUGACCAUGUUUGGCUUUUUUUCUCCCAUCACUCGACUGUACGAGGCCGGACGCUCUUCUUUGAAGCGCUUUCAUAAGUAGGUUAUGUUGUUUUAAUGAUAUUAAUAGAAUAUUGUCAUUGUACUGAAACAUUGUGGGAGCUUGUAUCCUGUGUGCUGCACAACAGAAGGGGCCAUAAUUAGAUUAUAACUUAAUCUACAGAGGAAAAACCUUCGCUCUUCCUCUCGGUUCUGCAUGACCUGAAACGCUGUGUGAAAUGAACUCGAGCACCUGCACCUCAUCGGGGCACGUCCAUGUUUUAUCAAAUUUAUGUUUUUUCUCACUGUAUUUCACACAUAAUGAAUGCAAAUUAGUACAAGGCGGAUAUUUACUCACAAUGUUGUCCAACUGCUCAGAGUUUUGCAUUUAGUUUGGCUAUGCAAGUUGUCUCUUUUUUUCUUCAUCAUUUCCAUUCUAGUAGUUUUUCAUCUGAUUCGCCAUUAUAUCUCUGACACUUUACCUCAUCAGAUAAUGACAGUUAAUCAUUAAAGCAGAGACUUGAAUUUGACAGGCUUAAAAAAAGAGGAAGGGGAGUUUUCACACUUGUUUCUGCUUACAUUUGCACAACGAAACGAUUCAAGGUAGAUCACCACGCUGGCACUGUUUUACACAAGCAGACUGGUUUGCGUUGCAGGGUUAGUGUUUCACUUCUUCUCUUUGCUGCCUGACCGCUGAAGUGACUGAUAGGCCUGAAACGUUCGUCUGCCGUCUCAGUGCAAGCGAUCAGGUGUCACUGCAUGUUGCCCUUGAGGCUGGAUUGCUCCAAAUCAGUGGAGAAAUAAAGACCCCGCAAAGACAACAGAGUUAUUUUAUGAUGCAACGUUACAAGAGUAAAACAAGAGGAAGAUAACGGCAAACACCAUCAAAGUGUCAGCUAUAAACACAGUGUAGUAUUAACAGAUAAGAUGUGCUUUUCCUUGACUCUCCGAGCACUGGACUGCCUGGACUCGCAUGUGACACCGGGUUUGUUAUCUGUCGAAACAGCGAGUUUCAAAAGACUGAGGAUGAGCACAAGAGCGUUCUGACAACUUUUCCAUUUAAAGUGCAUCCACCCGCCGAGAAAAAACAGAAAUUUUGUUCGUAUUUUUGCGAUAAACGUAGAAGUCACGUGCUGUAAUAUAAAAGCAAUAAUGUGAAAGGUUGAUGAGCUCAGCUAACAGGUAACAAAGGUCACACACACACACACACACACACACACACACACACACUCUCUCUGUGUGUAAAAUCUCAAGGUAAACCUAAAGUCCAAAUGUGCUCGAUCAUGACAUCUACUAUAGUUUAAUAUUUAGAGGUGUGAACACGUCUCUGGGCAGGUACGACUACAUAGCAGAGUACAUUUUUCUACAAUCCUUGGUUUAAUGAAGGUGGAGUAACAAACCGGUCGAACCUGUUUUAGACACACAGGAUUUUUCUCUCUCAUGCACACAGAGCAGGGAGAGGUUUGAAUGACGAAAUAUACGGAACUGUCCUUUUCCUAUAGUCCAGAGUUUAACUACUGGAGCAGUACAGUGAAUAUUUGAGUUAGGGACGGGUGAUAAAGUAUGUCGUCAUAAAAACAAUCCUCCAUGGUAAAUAUUUGCAUUCUCGUGAUAAAUACGAUAAAUCCAUGUUGAUGACGUAAACGCGAGCAACGGACUCACAGCCGUAACCCCAACCCUAACAAACAAACAUGGCCGAAGGUUACGAAAAGGAUGUUUUUCAGACCGCUGUGUAUUGCUAUCGUGCGGUCGUUAAUAAAGUUGGUAUAACUAGAGAAGCAAGCGGUCGGCAACAUUCAUCUCUCGAUGGGGUGUCUAACUCGGCUUUACGGUGUGUUUGACCAUAACUUAAUUUUACGACGGAAUAUCCCUUUAAGUAUCUUAUUUAACUUUUCCAGCUGAUGUUCUCAAGACAAAAUGAGUCAAAAAUAAAGAUAACAAUCAUAAUUUUUUUCGGGACUUCACCAGAAUGACAAAUCUUAUCGUGAUAAAUUUUUAGCUCAUAUCCCUAAUUUUAAAACUUUUGAGUCGAUUACAGAAAUUGAAUGACCUCCCAUGUUGCUUAACCUGCUCCAGGUUUCAUGUGGCCGCAUAUUUUCAUAGGGUGUGUGCGUACGUGUGUGUGUGUGUUUGACACACAGACCGUCACACCGUGUCACUGCACUUUCCAUGUUUCAGUCCAUUGGAAGUUGCGUCAAAGUUUUUAUCCGCCUCCAAAGUCAAACAGAAACAUUAUCGGCGGCUGAGCGUCCUUGGCCUGUUGUGAACUUUUCCCCGGUCAGCCCGUGUUUGAAUGAUCAUCACUCCCCCUUCUUCAAUCUGAUUCAUUGGGGAGUGAUCCAGUCAUUUUGUAUUUUAGUAUCUUGAUGGUUACUUGUUAUAGAUGCUAUGUGUGUAUGUUAUAUACACAUCACCCUUCUCCCAGUGCAGCUGGUUCAUCUUAUCAAGCUGCCGGUUCACGCUGUCCUCGUCUCCCUUGUUGAUAUUAGCUCGCAGAAUUUGACCGUAUCGUACCCCAACAGCCUCUGGCUUUCCCAGGCUUCUCCCUGUCGACCUCUGUCUGCUGUGAAAACAUAACACAAGUAGCAGAGUGCCCUUCCCCGCGGCGAGGGAGCGCUCAGGACCCGGGCUAGGUGUCUUAUUGUUUUCAUAAAGGCAUGUACCACGCCGGGAAGGCAAAGUUAGGAUGAAACAGAAGCCUAGCAGGGUUUUCUUUUGACUUCUUCAAAUCUAUCUAUGCCCCACUGAGUCUCAUGAUGAGGAAAAAAAAGACGCAGGUAUGAAUUCCUGGAAGUUGUGUAACUACCAGUUUUCUCUUCAAACCCGACCGACUGAAUCUCUCCUCUACGCUGGAGAAAAUUUCACCAUCUCUUUGUUCGCUUGAAAUGCAUCCAAGUCCUAUUGAGACAUUGUGUGUGUUAUAUGAGUUCAUAUAAAUAAACCCGCUAACCUAUGCCUUAUUAUUAACGCCGUUCAGUUGAUGUGUUUGAGCAGGAGCGGGUCUGUGCUUGUUGUUUCCCCAGAAAAUUAUUCAACUUUAGAAAAAGAGAAAAAAAAUCUGUAAUCCUGUUGCCCAGAACUGAACGCAGCUGUGUCUGCGUGAGAUGUAAGCUUUGGCACUGAGUGAAUAGUUCCCUGUUUCGAGCUCUUAUUAUUUUCUUGUGUUUUUUUCACAGGUCUUAAUCUGCUGCUGCUGCUGCUGUAAAGUACCAUUACUAAAGACCAGCUUCUUCCUGUUCUCCGAGGCUCAAGUGACUGUUGCAUAAGUCAACACACCUACACUAAAGGACCUAUAACAACCGAGCGUUCCUCCCCGCUUGGCUGAAAGUACUUCCACUCUCGGUGCCGUCACACGAGUUGUGUUAAGGCCUCGUCAAUCACACACACACCCACACACACACACGCUAGAGGGAUUUAAAACACACAGCCUGGUUCAGCGCCCACACACAGUCGCAGCAAACAUGGCCAGCAAGCUGUCCAACUUUGGCAAAAGCCUUCUGCGUCGCCGGGCGCUCAUCGAUUCCGGAGAGGAGUCUCAAUUCGCCAGGUGCCUCUCCACUCUGGACCUCAUCGCCUUGGGGGUGGGGUCUACGCUCGGCGCAGGUGUCUACGUACUCGCCGGGGAGGUCGCCCGGGAGAAAGCGGGGCCCGCCAUCGUCCUCUGUUUCCUCAUCGCUGCUCUGUCCUCCAUGUUGGCCGGCCUGUGCUAUGCUGAGUUUGGUGCCCGUGUGCCCAAAACAGGUUCGGCGUACCUGUACAGCUACGUGACAGUGGGAGAGAUCUGGGCCUUCAUCACGGGGUGGAACCUCAUCCUCUCUUAUGUGAUAGGUGAGCUUUGUCAAGUUUGAUGAAUAAUGUGAAUUCAGGACAUAUAAAUCGCCACUUUGGUCAACUUACAAGCUUCUGUCUCGUCUUUCAGGAACGGCCAGUGUGGCUCGGGCCUGGAGCUCGACCUUCGACAACCUGGUGGAGCAAAAGAUCUCGGGCUUCUUUAAAGCCUCCAUGGCGAUGAAAGUGCCUGGAAAGGUUCUGGCGGAGUACCCUGACCUUUUCGCCCUCAUCCUUAUCCUGCUGCUCACCGGUGAGUUGGCCUGUUUAUUCAUUUUUCAGGACGGUUUUAUAGAUUUACACGACACUUCAGUUCUUCGUUUGCUUUUUUGUUUUAGAAUACCGUCAAAGAAACCUUUAAUAUUAUGAAUUUGAAUACGGUCUUCUUCCCUCCGUUUGUUUCAUGUCACAUGUAAUUGCAUAACAGCAGGAACAGUUGUCACACUAACGCUGCCAAUGCCAGCAGCAGUGUUAGAAAAACUGCUCGAUGAGUGUAAUGGACUGGUGGAUCCGAACAUGUCCGCCCACCUAACAGGACAUCGUCGUGUUGUUGUUGUUGUUGUUCGUGGCGAUGAAAAUUUGAGAUCUCCUCGUUACAUCCCGUCUCACCUUUCUCUUGCAGGACUUCUGGCCUUCGGCGUCAGUGAGUCAGCUCUGGUGAAUAAGAUCUUCACGGGGAUCAAUCUGGUGGUCCUGGGCUUCGUUAUCAUCUCAGGCUUCGUCAAAGGCAACACCAACAACUGGAACCUGACAUUGGACGACUUCAACAGUUACGUCAACGAGACCAACAGCAGCAAACCUCUGAGGUCGGCAUCUGACAGCUUUCUUUCUCAGGCAGCGAUUUCGCUUUGAGUUUGUUGACUGAAUUUGGCGUCUCUUUUUCUUUUUCUUUAUUUAUUUUAAACAUAUCUUUAUUGGUUUUUGUAGUCAUAAAACAACAUUCAACAAUCUAAACAUCUGGCAGUAAUGAAAAUAAUAAUUAAAAGAUAAGAUGUUCCUUUAAUCGUCCAACGGGGGGAAUUUCUAAAUUUUAUUUUUUAUUUUUAUUUAUUUUUUAUUUUUAUUUAUUUUUUGUUUCUUUUAUAAGAUAAGAAAGAGUCUGAAAUAUGAAUAAAAUAGAAGAGGUAAAAAAAUAAAAUGUCCAAAUAAAAUUAAAAAAAUGAAUUUUUUAAAAAUUAAAUUAAACCAAGAAAUUAGUCAACAAAUUAACGGGCAAUAAAUAAUAAAUACAGAAACAAAAAAUAUAUUAAUGAAAGAUAAGCCUUUCCUUUAAUAGUCCAACAGGGUGGAAAUUCCAUUUUUUAAUUUAUUUUUUAAAUUUUUUUAUAAGAUAAGAGAGUCUGAAAUAUGAAAAAUACAGAAGAGAUAAAUAAAUAGAAUGUCCAAAUAAAAAUAAAAAAAUUUUUUAAAUAUAAAUUGAACCAAGAAAUUAGUCAACAAAUUACCGAGCAAAAAGAAACAAUCAUCUAAAAUAAUAGCAAUAAUAAUCAAUUACUAUUAAUACUACUAAUAAUAAUAUUCUUAGUAUAGUUUACCCCGUACACUCUCAACAGCAAAUGAAAUAUUUUUCAUUUUCUCAUUAUUCUCACUCUGUCUCCUUUAUAUCUCCACCUUUCAACAGGUCCAGAAAUAUCUUCCUAAUGUUUCUCUCUUUUCUUUCUCUUCUCAGUGUGAAAGAAGAUUUCGGAGUCGGUGGUUUCGCUCCCUUUGGACUCAGCGGGGUCUUGUCCGGCGCUGCUACCUGCUUCUACGCCUUUGUCGGCUUCGACUGCAUCGCCACAACAAGUAAGAGACUGGACCGCACGCAGCUUUAUUUAUUAUUAUUUAAAAGUUUCCCAGCUGAAGGAUAGACCUUUAGACCGCUGAUAGUGUUGAUAGUCUUGUUGCAGCACCUUUCACCUGGAUUGAAAAGCAGCGUUACGUAAUGUUGAGUGUCAAGAGUGGGACACGAAUCUCCCCCAGUGUUAAACUUUGUUCUUUUCUUCUUCUUGUUAGCUAAUUUUUUUGUUUAAUUUUCUCCGCUGUCCUCAGGUGAAGAAGCGAAGAAUCCCAUGCGCUCCAUACCCAUCGGCAUUGUGGCCUCCCUGCUCAUUUGCUUCUUUGCAUACUUUGGCGUGUCUGCUGCUCUGACCCUGAUGAUGCCGUACUACCAGCUGAACACCCAGAGUCCUCUACCCGAGGCCUUCACCUACGUGGGCUGGGCUCCGGCCAGGUACAUCGUGGCGGUCGGCUCUCUGUGCGCUCUGUCAACCAGGUAAAGGCAGAUCCAGUUUUCCUGCUGAGGUUCAAAGUUUUUCUGAUCUUGAGUGAGACUAAAAGCUGUUUUUGUUUCAGUCUCCUCGGCUCGAUGUUCCCCAUGCCCCGUGUCAUCUACGCCAUGGCUGAGGACGGGCUGCUGUUCCGUAUCCUGUCCAGGAUGAACGCUCGCACUAAGACUCCUCUCUUGGCCACCAUCGCUUCAGGCAUCGUUGCAGGUAAACGCUGCGUCUCUGUUUGCCUUCUUUACAACUUUUGUUGUUUCUUCUUCUUUUUUUGUUUGUAUCCAUGUUUAUCUUCAUCUGUGUAUCUUCCUUGCCGUGUUUGUUCGUUGUUUGUUCGUUGCUUCGGGCCGACAGCUGCCUUUUUUUUUUCUUUUUUCCCUUUUUUUUUUUUUUUUUUUUCUUUGCUGUGUCUAGCUUUCGCUGUCAAGUCUGUCUAGAUUGUCUCAGGGUCGCAGCUCUCUGUCAGCCUGUCCUGACCUCCUACAGUCAGGUUCAGGAUCGAUAACAAUUUAAACCCAAGAAAAGUCGGCAAAAAGCGAAGAAACAGAGUGCUGGAUUUUUCUACUGCCUCUCUUUUCUGACAUGCAGAGAUGUGUUGAAACUAUUCUAAUAAAAAACGUUCUUUUUCCAGCUCUGAUGGCCUUCCUGUUCGACCUGGCGGCUCUCGUCGACCUCAUGUCCAUCGGGACUCUGUUGGCGUAUUCUUUAGUGGCCAUCUGUGUCCUUAUCCUCAGGUUAGCACCUUUUCUUUUCUUUUCUUCAAGUCUAUGAGUGUUUAAUUGUGUUUAAGAGUGUUUUUAUCAUUUUUUAUUAAGGUCAUUUCUUGAUGUGUUUCAAGUUUAUUUAUAAAGCACCUUGUCUGAGAGCAGUCAAAUAAAGUGCUGUACAUAAGAUAAAUAAAAGAAGUAAAUAAAUAGAUAAUAAAAUUAAAAAUGGUGGAAUAAAAUACAGACAGUAAAAGAAUAAAUGCGACAGUGCCUAUGAUUCGUGUGCUCGUUUAGUUUUUAUUCAUUUAUCGAGCAUAAAAUAAAAAAUAAACUCAUUAAAAAUUCAUUCUCAUUCACAAAUGAGAUAAUAAGCCUCCAAGCAAAGAAGAAAUGGAGGUACAAGAAAAACAUCAACAAACAACAACGUCUACACCAACAUAAGAUAAGUUGAAGUAACGGCUGUAGCCCAGUCAUCUACUCUUCAUUCUAGUUAUUUUCUAGGUAUGAAACGUUAACAUGCUCCUUGCACACAUAAAUUCACCAUUUAUUGAACACAAGGGAGAAAAGGUGGGUCUUUAAGGGUGAUUUAAAAGGUCUGUGAGGCUCUAAUAUGGCCGGGUGUGUCUUUUUUAUCCUGCGUUCGACUUACCUCAGAGGUCAAAAUAUAAUAUAUAUAACUUUCGUAGAUGUAGCCAUCUUGUUUCCGCCUCCGAUUUUGCUUUUUUCCGACUUGGUACGCUGGUAACUUGGCUGUGACAACAUUUUCAGCUCCAACAUCUGACUUCCGAGGUAACUGGAACGCAGCAUGAUAUUCCUAUAUUAUUAAAAAGGUUCUGCAGUUACAUCAUCAUUUCGCGGUUUGGGAUCAAUACAGUAAUUCUGAUUCUCCUGUCUGAAUGUCGUAGCCAUGAGGCCGGUUAAUCACCUCUGAAUAAAUCAUAAUCUGAGCGCUAAAGUUCUUAGAUAACUGAGCUCAAACAUUCUUGGACUUGAAGUGGAUCAGAGAGUUUCUUUUGGGACUAAACUACAUAUUCAGUAUUUUGCUCUUGUGUUUCUCUACGAGUCGUCCUGAUGUAAAUGUAAAUGUUCUUUAUUUAUACAGUCCUAGUACAGUCCUCAUAGCAAAUAAAAAUGAAAAAAUAAAAACAAUAAAAGCAAUCCAAAAAAAAAAGGAUAACAUAAAAGUGUCACCAGCAUAAAUAAAAACGUUUUCGAAAAGGCCCAGGUCAGAAAUAAGUCUCAUUUCGGUGGGGAGCUUAUUCCUGAGCAACUGAAAAGGUUCGGUUACCCCGGUGUUUGUAUUUUGAUCUUGGCACCUCCAGCAGAAGUUGGUUUGACGACCCGGAGCUCUGAGGGUGAGGCCUUUUAAAGGCUUUAAAAAAACAAACAUUGAAAGUUUAAAAUCAAUGAAGCGAGCUAAAAACAGGAGUGAUGUUCUCACACCUGUUAGUGUUGGUUAAAAGACGGGCAGCAGCAUUUUGCACAAGUUGAAGGCGACCAAGAGAUGAGUAGAAGAUGCCAACAUAAAGUGCAUUACAAGAGUCUAAUCUUGAAUUGAUUAGAGCCAGACUGAUAUCAGUGAUCACACCGGUUCAUGCGCUGAUUACAAAAAAAAGGACUCUCUUCUUCUCUGAAAACUGUCGUCUAAACAAAAGUAAGAUUAUGCAAGCAGCUGCUGAUACGGAGCAGCAAAGAAGAUCUGAGACAAAACAACAGCAGUGAAGUGCUAAUAAAGGAUUUUAUGUGGUUCAACACUUGAAAAUAAGAAACUCAAAUCAAACUUUGAAAUAAUAAUAAUAAUAAUAAGAAGAAGAAAUAGUCCAGCUCAUGAGGUCAAGUUAGGCAGCAACCCGAUCAGCUGCUAACAUUAGCCCAGCUUUCUUUUUUUAGUGAGGGAGUCGUACAUUACGCUUAGACAGAUCAUACAGUAAGUACAGCAAUAAAACGACACCUCAACACCAGCUCACGUUCCUGUCAUGAUCACGUGUACACUCCUCUAAAGCUCCCCGGUAUCUAAAGUGUCAGUGAGUGUAUUUUCUCUCCGUUUACUCAGUCUACACUCCUCCUCCUCCUCCCUCCACAGGUACCAGCCAGGCACCCUGAAUUCAUCCAGCCAGACGGAGAAGUUGGUGGAGUUGGUUGAAGGUGAGAAAGUUCCGGUCAGCGGAGGAGACAGCGGGGACGAGUACGACGACACGCCGCUCAAAGAGACGUUCACAGUCAGGCUGCUCUUCUGCCCGAGCGGAAAGGUCCCGACGCAGACUUCUGGGAGCAUCGUCUAUGCCACCACCGCUAUUAUCUGUGAGGAGACGAGAGUUUAAUCUGAAUUAUUAUGAUUUCUGCUUUUUGGGAAAAGAACCAUGACAGCAACUCUCUCUCUCUCUCUCUUUUUUUUUCUUUUUUUUCUCUGCAGCAAUUCUUAUCACCUUGCUGUGUGUUAUCUUGGCCAACUGUCUCCCAGAGCUGCUGGCAGGGCGGCCGGGCGUUGUGGUGCCCUGUGUCAUCCUGACUCUGCUGUGUGCCGUCUGUGUCAUCAUCAUCUGGAGGCAACCUGAGAGCAAAGAGGCCCUCACCUUCAAGGUAAAGAUCGAACCCUGGGAGCGAGUCUGUGCGUCUGUUUUGUGAUUCGCUUUGGCUCACGUUGUUCCUCGUUUACUGAUCUGUCUUUUUCUUCCACACAUUGUCGUUCUCUCUGUCCUCCUCAAGGUCCCUCUGCUCCCCUGGCUGCCGUUGUUCAGUGUUUUCGUCAACAUCUACCUCAUGAUGCAGCUGGACCUGGGAACGUGGUGCCGAUUUACCGUCUGGAUGGUCAUAGGUACGUUUCGACAUCGUCACCUGUUGUUUUUUUUCCUUUUGCAGGGCUCGACAGUGCGACCAUUUCACUAAAAAUAGAUGUGUGCAAACUGUAAAAUGUGCGCAUAAAAAAAUUAGCCGAGGCAACAAAUGUUUUUAGGUUUUAGUUUUAGGUCAGAUAUUUGACAGACACUCACUGCGAAUCUUCAGACAUGCAGCUGCCUCAGUAAGAGAAGCAGCUCGAUCACUAAUGUGAACUGUUGUUUAUUCUACCGUUACUGGCACGGCUAACAGUGUAGCAAGGCUAAUAGCAGAUGGCUAACUGUGACUUUAGCUGCGCCAUCUACAGGAUAAGUUGGAGAACUUUUCAAAUGGCGGAACAUUUUCGGAGUGAAACCAAACGUGCAAAAAUUGGCCGAUUUAACCGGCUCGCCAAUAAAUCGGUCAGGCUCUAGUACUAAAAUCGGACGAUAAGACAAAUUAUUAUUUGAUCAAUUUUCAUUGCGUCCCUGAAGUUCUUUGUGUGCUCCUUGUGAAGAAAGUCAGUGUUAAGCCCUGUUUUGUCCUUCUCUCGUCACAGCUGUGUUUUAACUCCCCGUUCUCUCUCUCCUUUAUCUUCCAGGAUUCGCCAUCUACUUCUUCUACGGUAUUAAGAACAGCAGUGAAGCCGCCAACAGGUCGUCCCCUCGUAAAUACGAGCCCGCGCUGCAGACCAAAAGCCCCAUCUUCACAGGCCCCUCCAGCGACAGUGACGUAGAGGCGGGAGGCAGUCCCUGAUACUGACUCCUGUCGCGGACUCGGGUAGCGUUGCAGAGCACUCUACACUGGCGGUGUAGCUGAACUUAAAGCCUGAAGCUGCAGUGUAGGCGGCCCUGAAACGCAGCCCUGGGUUUUUAGAGAAGAAGAGGCAAGAAAUCAUCACACACAUCUUACCUCUGACUCUGAGGCUGAUUAACUUGACGGUUGGACACUGUGAACCACUCGCUGGUCCGUGUGUCUUUCAAUCUGUCUGUCGGUUUGUUUGUUCCUAGCCUUAGCCCCCACCUCCACCUCCCCACCACCCUUGGAGAUCUGCCAAUAACACCUGCUUUGAAUGGACCGAAUUUCAAGAGUACCGCUGUACUCCACGUGUCGCUCUCAUCGUAUUUGACGCUGUUUACUGGAUGAUUGUUACUUUUUUUUUUUUAUCUGCUUUGUUUUUUUUCCUCUCCGUUAUUCGAGCGCUGUUGUUGCGAGGUAUAAAAGAGCUGUAACGCUAAGCAUAACUUGAGUUUACGACAGUGAACACUUGGAUCACUGAGCCGAGACCUAACUGUAUUACAAACAUGAGCUGCUUUCAAUCCGACCAUCAAGUCUAGGUUGUUGGUUCUCGUUUGCUGCAGCUUGUUUGUUUGUUCGUGUGUAAACAGGGUAGCACUAAUGCUGUACGUCAACAGAUUCAUUCGGAUGACGAUCAUGUCGAUGUCAUCUUCAUCGUACGGUUGAGUACAUGUAUCACAGAUCGGACAUAUUUUGAACACACUAUGACCUUUGCGCUCCCUGCUCCCAGGGAACAGACAUAUUUUAGUCAUGUCUACAUUGUUGUUAGUUUCGUAUCAUGAGGCGUUUUGGGAUCUUAAUUGUCACAUAGUUGUGUGCGGCCCUUGUGUAACACUGUGGCUAGAAUCAGCCACUAGGGGCAAAAUUUAGCCACUAAUUUACACGAAACUUUUUUUUUUUUACUACAGCAAAUGGGAUGAUUUUUUGUGCCGAUGCUUAUAUUGAUGGACACUUUGAGAAUAUGACUUCAAAAUUUUCACCAGGUCAAAAAUACGCGCUGGGAAAAUUUUCAUCCGUUGUUAACUCUCAGUUGCUAAAAACAGCCACUAACUUCGACUGCUGUAAAAACAUAUUGGGUUAAUAUUUUUUUCCAUUUUUUUUCAUAUAUCUAUUAAUUAACUUCUGCUUUGAUCAAAACUAGUAAAUGUUUCAUCUAAAAACAUUUUUUAACCCUUUGAGGGUCCAUUCAAAACAUAAUGUCACCGAUAUGGUAGAAAAUAAAUCUAAUAAAAAUCAUUUUUUUCCCCAAUAUUAGUGACUUUAUGUUUUAAAUGGGUCCUCAAAGGGUUAAAAUUUGGAUUCUUAAUGAAACAUUUACUAGUUUUGAAUAGAGCAGAAUUUAAUUAAGAGAUAUAUGAAAAAUCAUCUGGAAAAAAUAUGAAUCCAAUAUGUUUUUACAGCAGUCAAUGUCAGUGGCUGUUUUCAGCCACUGAGCGUUAAGAAAGGAUGUAAAUCUAAGGGUUACACAAGGGUUGAAUAUCCGCUACACUCUCUGUUAUCACGACCUUCAUACACUUACAUAGUGUUGAGUUUCUCAACACCGAUGAACGAUUUAAAACACUCGGCAAACAUUUGAAGUACUUGAUUUUGCAGAUCUGAGGGGUUUCAUAGAUUUGCACUUAACUGGAUGUGAAGUAUGUGAUAUUUUCCUGGUCCAUUUUUGUCAAACUCACUUCAGUAUCUGGAAGCAGGGGGUCUGUUUCGUACCAAGGGCCUGUCUUUUUAACAAUCACUAAGAUAUUACUACUUCCGUUUAUUUUUUUGUUUGUGAAAAAGCUCUAAUUGCUUUUUCACAGUUUUUUGUUUUAGUUUCAAUUGAAACUCCAUCGUCUUCUUCUUCUUGGCAGCUCUGUCUGUCCCAUCGCUUGUUAUUCUAUUUGCAAAACGUUUAUUGACAUUUUCUGCUAGCGUUGUGCAUAUUUAAAUGCUCAUAGUGUUUGUUUGGGAUAGCUUUCUCUCUUAUAUUUGCCUUUUCAUAUGAAUUUCAAUCAACUAACAUGCUUGUUAGGUGUACUUUGUUACAUGUACAGUUUUUAGCCUGCUUAUCCUUUUAUCUUUUAUAUUUUUGUUUUCUUUCAAAUGUCUUUUAUCUUCGUUGAGCUAAAUUGUGUUUUAUUUUAUUUAAUUUUCUUUUCUUUUGCGAUCCCUCCUGACCAAAUGAACGUGAUUUUGGAAACUUAGUUUUCCAACACAAAGAACGACCUCUCAAAGUUGGUCUCUAAUUCUGUAAUUUAAACAAAAAAAAAAAGUUUAUAUCCCAAUCCUCUGGAGUCAACAUAACUUAUUGUUUUUAUUGUCUUAGUAAAGUGCUUUACUGUAGAGUGUACAGUACUUGUUUAAAAACUGUAUCUUUAUUUGUAUAAUUCUGUAAAUUAUACAAAUGUUCUUUCUAUCAAAUGAGCUGAAGUAGGAUUUGGUAAAGAGACGGUCUUAGUCGUCAUUCUCUGAAGCAUUUCAUUGCACACUUGCUGCUACUGAACUCCUAACGAUACUAACCUUGAAGACCCUUUUUGUAGAUAUGAAGUAAUUUUUGAAUGCAAUAUCAGUGCGCUUCUGCAGAUGCUUCAAAAAUGUCCCUACGCGUCCUUGAUUUAGACCGUCAGAGGCUGAAAUGUCCCCUGAAGUCCGAUGAGGGUACAGUCGAGGUAGAUUUGGACUCGGCUAGUUUUUCAGCCGAUUGAAAUGGAUGAACUGGUGCUCAAAGAAGCAUCCGUCUGCCUGAGAGAAAGGCACCAGGGCUGAAGACUUCAUGAGCUGCUCUCUCACUCGGUCUUGGAUCACUGCAGACUUAAAUGUAAAACUUACAUUUUCACCAGAGACGCCGAGUUUAUCAUAUCGUAAAGGUUAUUUGAUUUGGCCUUUCUGUCUCCGAGCUGUCAAACCCAGCCCUCGUGCCUUUCGGUCAUCAGUAUCGUUCCCUUCUCAACAAUCUAUUUUUGUCUUUCUGUUUUGUAUACUGUACAUACGUCUGUCUGUCUGUCGUGUAAAAAACGAGCUGUAUUUCCAAUGUUUUUUUUUAAAUAAAACAGAUUCAUGCUUAUGACAGAU